Molecule: messenger RNA, 9432 nt
Organism: Lymnaea stagnalis (great pond snail)
Lineage: Eukaryota; Metazoa; Mollusca; Gastropoda; Lymnaeidae
Source: the annotation of a GenBank genome assembly
CCAUCAUGUUCUCCACGUACACCAAGAGGGUCAGGAGCAACCUGCACACCGUCAUAACCAUGAGGCUAGUGCUACAGCUUUUUCUUUCAAUUAAGAUUUAAAAACAACUGCAGUAAAUGUUUUCCCUGUGGCAAGACACAGUUGAAUUCUAACCUAUUUAUUAAAUGAAAGCUUUAAGGCUAAAAUUGUAUUGUAAUGUUGUAUUAUUGAGUGUUGAAGAGGCGGCAGUUGACACAAAUCAUGAACCACAACCAGAGAUUAUUAUUCACGGUCAAUUAUAUCUGCCACAAUUUUCAGUCCACUGGGAGAAAUCUUCCGAUCUCGACUGCGUCAGUUCCCUGCUCUGGUGAACUGCUGUACAAUAGAUUGGUUCAGUCCCUGGCCAGCCGAUGCACUUCUUUCAGUGGCACUCAGGUUCCUUAAUGAUAUCGGAGACUUAGACUUUGGCCAGGAGGCUACAAAAGGAUUGGUGAGUGCAGAGCAAACCAUGAUGUCUAACACAGGUGCAAGUUUUAAUUUCGAUUGCAUAAUAUACAAAUGGACACAUUUUAUUGGAAACCAAAACUAAAAAAUUAUAAUUUGAAUGACUUAUUAUGCCUUUUACCCUGCCUGGGGCAUAGGCUGUCCACAAGAAUUUGCCAUUCAUCUAUUUCCUGUGUAUUACUUCCAGUUGCUUCCAGGUGUAUCCCAUACUUUGUGUGUCUGCCUCUAGCUAGCGUCACCAUGUAUUCUUUGGCUGCCCUGUCUUUCUUUUUCCCUGUUGAUUUCAUGUUAGGGAUUGUCUGUUGAUUUCAUGUUAGGGAUCGUCUGGUAAUGUUAUGUUGGGGUUUACGAAGAGUGUGCCCUAUCCACAUGGAUCUUUCCCUUAUGAUGUCUUCAGCAAUAGGCUCUUGGUAUGUCCUCUCCAGUAAGUCUUUGUUGGUGAAAAGGGGAGAUACUGCAGUCAGGUUAGCAAAAAAGGCAACGAGUAAAACUUUUGCUGCCCUCUCUGAUACUACGUCUCAGCUAAGGGAUAUUUAAAAAUUUUAUUCUGUUUUUUCUUUUGUUUGUUCGCUGACGAAGACUCAACUGCCGACACUUUAGUUGUUUUUUUGCGUUCUUUUUUUUCAGGUUUGACCUUAUUUUGUUUUACUCAUUGCCUUCUUUGUUGGUGAUGAUGUUUCGCCAUUUUAUAUUCAGGAUCUUUCUAAGGCACGCAUUUGUGAAGGUCUGUACUUUCUGCACGAUGCUUGCUGUUGUUCUCCAAGUUUUGGCUCCUCAGAGUGGGACUGAUUUGACAUUUGUGUUGAAAAUUUCUAAAAUUUAGUUUGCUGUGUCAGCUCCUUUGAUUCCCAUAGUUUUUCUUGAACACCACAAAAGCUAACCUAUUCUAGCCCGACAUCUGCUCCUGAUCUAUCAUUUAUGUCAGUGGUGCCACCCAAGUAGGUGCAUUCCCAGUGCAAACUCCACAUGGUUCAGCAAAGAAUCUACAGAUGCUCUUUAAUGUCUUCAAGUUGUUUUUUUCAAGACUCUCUCUCUCUUCACAUUUCCAUCUUCUUUUUUGUAAAUUUUGUUUUUUUGCAUAUGUGACUGAGCUUGCAUUCUCGUGGUCACCUGUAAGGUCACAUCUGAGUUGUGUCAACAUCACAUCUGCUUUGUUCAGUGACUGAGCUGGCAUUCUUAUGGUCACCUGUAAGGUCACAUCUGAGUUGUGUCAACAUCACAUCUGCUUUGUUCAGUGACUGAGCUGGCAUUCUCGUGGUCACCUGUAAGGUCACAUCUGAGUUGUGUCAACAUCACAUCUGCUUUGUUCAGUGACUGAGCUGGCAUUCUCGUGGUCAUCUGUAAGGUCACAUCUGAGUUGUGUCAACAUCACAUAUGCUUUGUUCAGUGAACUGCAUGAUAAAAAGGGGGCGGGGGCUGUAUGAGAGUUGUAGGAAUUUGGGGAUUAAAAAAAAAAAUUGAAUUCUUAUAGGUAGCAAAUUAAAUAUUAAAUUAAAUUAAAAAAUUUUUUUUUUAAAUUGUAUCAUAGACGAGUUUAAACCACUAAAAAGUAUAAAAUAAUAUAAGCUUUCUUAAAAUAAAAAUAAAAAGUCUGUUUAGAAAAUAUUUUAAGUAUUGCCCACAUUCAGUUUCAAUCCUUUUGGUUCAUAGAGUGCUAAUCAGCACUUCUGCAAAGUGUUUCUUUGGGUAAUGCAUUUUAAGAAAUUUUUAAAAAUAAAUCUUCUUUUUAGUGGUUUAAACUCAUCUUUGAUAGAAAGUCUCUUUUAAAAUUUUUAAAUUAAUAAAUGCCCUAACAUUUUUUUCUUGUAAGUCUACUCGAUAAAUAGCUUUUAGAAACAGCACCAGUAAAUAAAUAGUAACUAAAAUAUUUAUUGUAAUAAUUAUUGUUUGUCUUCAAGCCGUUUUCCAAUACCUACCCAAAUCUCUUUUUAUGCUCUGCCUUUACACGUUUUAAAUCUUUUGAAAAAAAAACUAUAAAAUAAAUACUUUGACAUUUUUAGAAGGAGUUUACAGAGCUAUUUACAACAAAAUUGAUUGCCAAAAAAUAAAGCAGAAAUAUUAUUAUACAAUACCUUGAAUGAUUGAUUGUAUAAAUAAGCAGCUGUGAUUAAUUUGCAGUGAAUAGACACAUUUUUUCAGUGAAGAACAUUAACAAAUAUGCCAAACAUGUGUUUAGUUCUGUACAAAAGAAAUUGCAUUCAUUGUAGAUCUAAUUUUAUUUCACAUUAAUUUGAUAAGGUCAUUGGUACGUUAGUAUUAAAAUUAUUUCUUCAAUGUUAACUUGUAGAUCUUGAUGAGACCUAACCGCUUUAAUCAUGUGUUUAGUUCUGUACAAAAUAGAUUGCAUUCAUUGUAGAUCUAAUUUUAUUUCACAUUAAUCUGAUAAGGUCAUUGGUACGUUAGUAUUAAAAUUAUUUCUUCAAUGUUAACUUGUAGAUCUUUAUGAGACCUAACCGCUUUAAUCCCCCCCCCCCCCCUUUUUCCCCGCAGGUGGCCAUGUGUCAGAUAAUCCAUGAGUCGGUGACCAUAAACUCUCUGCGUUUUCUAGAAGAAAUGUCCAGACACAACUAUGUUACCCCAACGUCUUACCUGGAGCUGCUGGGCCUGUUCUCACAGCUGGUCAGCAAGAAGAAAGGGGAACUAACUCUAGCCAGCAUGAGACUUAAAACUGGUUUAGACAAAGUAGGAUCUAGUUUUUUAAAAAUAAUUUUUAAUUGCUAAUCAAACUGAGGCUUGCGAACAUAUUGCAAAAAAAACCCAAAAUAACACAUAUUUAUUCCAGAAUGGAAGGUUACACCUGAAUUUGAAAUGCAUAAACUUUCUACUAAAGUACUUGUAGCAUUUGCCAUUUUACAAAAUGAAAUUUGACAACCAGAAAUUUCAUUUUAAUAUAUUGAAUAAUACAAGGAAUGAUUAAAGUAACAGCAGUUUUGUGUUUCUUGUAGUUAAAAUUACCUUUUAUUAAAAACCAAGGUUUUAGCCACUGUAUAGGACUUCAUUAAGCUUUUGUUACCCAAAACACCUGUUAAAUCUUGUUCUGUGUGCAGCCAAGAAUUGAACUCUGUAAGAAGCUUUUAAGGGAAUAGAUGCCUGGGGCAAGUGAAAGGGUCCAACAUUUUGAGCUGGAUGCCUUGGCAAGUGAAGGGGCCCACCAUUUUGAGCUGGACCUCUUGGCAAGUGAAGGGCCCAACAUUUUGAGCUGCGUGCCUUGGCAAAUGAAGGGGGACACCAUUCUAAGCUGGAUGCCUUGGCAAAUGAGGAGGCCAACCAGUUUGAGCUGGAUGCCUGGGUAGUGGAAGGGCCUGCCAUUUUAAGCUUCCAUUGUUUAGAAUAGCUCAGAGUUUGUUUAGUGUCACAGUUUGAAGUGAGCUGUUUGAACAUUUCAGAUUUUGGUAACCACCAAGGAGGUGGCUAAGCUACAAGAGGAACUGGCUGUGAUGAGUCCAGAGUUGGAGAAAGCUGUGAAAAUAGCCAUAGUCACAAUGGAGGAGAUAUCUAAAGACACAGUCAGUAGUUGGAUUAUUACUGCUUAUUAUUGGCUCAAAACUUUUACUUUAUUCAGUUUUCAGAGAAUGCAUGAUUCAAAUGAUGAAGAUUUCUUAAAAUAAAUUAUUUUAUUUUGGUUAUACAAAGAAUUAAGAAUAUUUAUCUGAACUAUCAGGGGUAAUGAAUAAAAUAUGAAAAUUUCUUACCAUUUUAGAUUUAGCAUUUAAAGAUAAAGACAAAAUGGCAGGAAUUCUGCCACAAAAAACAAUUAUUAUAACUCCCUUUUGAGUCCAACACAGGGAUAACCUUGCCCUCUGACUGAAAAUAGUAAACAUUGUAAGGAAUGAAAGGCCUACAUGAUCACACGCCUACAUUUGUAUCCCACCUUACAACACCGAAAGAGAGCACCUCUUUACCCACCUUUUUAAAUGUCUGACUGACAGGCUAUUGCUGAGGAGACAAAGCAACACGUCCAAGCUGAAGAGAAGCUGGCAUCCAUGAAAGCCAUGGAGACUGAAGCUAUAGCAGCUGAUGCACAGAAAGAUUUAGCUGAAGCCCUGCCUGCUUUGGUAAGGACGGAAAACGUCAGUUCCCUUACUUGUGGCCUCAACGAAAAUGAAAUAUGUCAGUUCCCUUACUUGUGGCCUCAAUGAAAAUGGAAUACAUCAGUUCCUUUACUUGUGGCCUCAAUGAAAAUGAAAUACGUCAGUUCCCUCACUUGUGGCCUCAAUGCAAAUGAAAUACGUCUGUUCCCUCACUUGUGGCCUCAAUGCAAAUGAAAUACGUCUGUUGUCUUAUUUGUCUUCUUGUCAGUCUUUGAUACACACCAACCUUGAUCUUGUGUGGGGGGGGGGCUUCAUAUUCCAUAGCAUCACCCAGGGGGAGGUUUUCAAUUUUAUGUUUAUUAAUUUAUGUCAUUGAUAUUUUUAAAUUGGGGGGGGGGGCUUCAUAUUCCAUAGCAUCACCCAGGGGGAGGUUUUCAAUUUUAUGUUUAUUAAUUUAUGUCAUUGAUAUUUUUAAAUUAGUUAUUCAAAGAGUUGGUUCACAUUAAGUAGGUGUUUACCUCUCAUGUUGCCCCAAUGAGAGCCAUAUAAAGAUUAUGCUUUGUUCAGGUUGAUAUGUUGCCCCAAUGAGAGCCAUAUAAAGAUUAUGCUUUGUUCAGGUUGAUAUAUUGCCCCAAUGAGAGCCAUAUAAAGAUUAUGCUUUGUUCAGGUUGAUAUAUUGCCCCAAUGAGAGCCAUAUAAAGAUUAUGCUUUGUUCAGGUUGAUAUGUUGCCCCAAUGAGAGCCAUAUAAAUAUUAUGCUUUGUUUAGGUUGAUAUGUUGCCCCAAUGAGAGCCAUAUAAAGAUUAUGCUUUGUUCAGGUUGAUAUGUUGCCCCAAUGAGAGCCACAUAAAGAUUAUGCUUUGUUCAGGUUGAUAUGUUGCCCCAAUGAGAGCCAUAUAAAGAUUAUGCUUUGUUCAGGUUGAUAUGUUGCCCCAAUGAGAGCCAUAUAAAGAUUAUGCUUUGUUCAGGUUGAUAUAUGUUCAACUCUCGUCAACGCCCUGGCCGCUGAUCUUUAUUCAGCUUGCAGAAGCGCUAUUGCCGCCAAAAAAUUUAUAUAUUUCAAUCUUUUACCACUGCCUUGGACCAUAAAAUAAUGGUUGCUGUGCCUGAAUUUAUAAAUGUUCAAGCCAACCAAUGAACUGCAUACACCCCCAUGCUGAUGCUAGCAAUCAGAUUUUGUAAAGAAAUUACAAAAAACUGUUAUUAUGUUGCCAAAAUGUUUAUUAUUCCCAAUACGCUUUCUAGAACAACUUUGUUGAAAUUGUUAUUUUAAAAAAAAACUUUGAUACUCUGUAAUUACAAUUGGUCCUGCUGCUUACUUGCAGGAAUCGGCUCUGUCCAGUUUGAAGUCACUGAACAAAAAUGAUGUGACAGAAGUGAGAGCGCUACAGAGGCCGCCACCUGGUGUCAAACUGGUGAUGGAGGCAACAUGCAUCAUGAAACAGAUCCAACCCAAGAAAGUGGCAGGAGAUAAGGUCACAAUCACAUACACCAUCAUCUGCUUUAGAUAAGGUCACAAUCACAUGCACACACCAUCAUCUGCUUUAUAUAAGGUCACAAUCACAUACACCAUUGUCUACUUUAUAUAAGGUCACAAUCACAUACACCAUUGUCUACUUUAGAUAAGGUCACAAUCGCACACACCAUCAUCUGCUUUAGAUAAGGUUACAAUCACAUACACCAUCAUCUUCUUUAGAUAAGGUCACAAUCACAUACACCAUCAUCUACUUUAGAUAAGGUCACAAUCAUAUACACCAUCAUCUGCUUUAGAUAAGGUCACAAUCACAAACAUCAUCAUCUGCUUUAGAUAAGGUCUCAAUUACAUUCAUCUACUGGAGAGAGGGCACAAUUACAUCAAUCAUCCACUGGAGAUAUGGUCACAAUGGCAUAUAUCCUUAUCUUAACAAAAAUACACACAUUCCAGUCUGCAUUUUUAUAUUUCAUGACACAACUUCAAAAUAAAAAAUUGUCAUUGCUGUUAAAUAGAGCAUCUUGUUACUACUAUCCAUCUAAUUAUUUGACAUAUGACAUUAUUUUAGCAUUAAAUCUCACUUUUUAUCACAUUAUUUUAAAUAUGACAGAAUAAUUCAGGAAUUAGCUUUAUUUAUUACAAUAGAGCAAUUUUUCAAUAAAAUUUCAACAAAACUUCUUCACGUAGAGAUAUAGCUCUUAGCAUUUCUCUUAAGCACAUCAACCAUAAGGGACCUGUGUCUUUUCUAGCAGUCCCAACAUUUGGUAUACAUUCUUCAGGCAUAAUACCCCCCCCCCUAUUUUUUUUUUUAGGUGGGGGAGAUUCAGUAAUGAUCAAAUGUAUAACCAUCUCCUCCUCUGACUACAGCCAGGUACAAAAGUUGAUGACUACUGGGAAGUGGGUAAAGCUCAGCUUCAAGAUCCCCAGAAGUUCCUGGACAGCCUGUUCCAGUAUGACAAAGACAACAUUCCUAACGAGGUCAUCAAGAAGAUAACACCAUACAUUAACGAUCCAAACUUUACACCCCAAGCCAUUGCCAAGGUUUGCUUCAGUACAGAUAAUGCAUUGAUAUGGCAACGAUUAACCACUUUGGAAGAAAUUGGCAACUUUUAAAAUGUUUACAGACAAAUACAUUUUUCAAGGAGGGUGUUAACUCUUUGGCUGUGGCACAACACACAGUGCAUUCAUCCGGCACAACACACAGUGCGUUCAUCCGGCACAACACACAGUGCGUUCAUCCGCCAUUCUCAAAAGCACGGACGAAUGCGCUCCGAGUUGUUUCAGUGUCAUGUUUGUUUCUUUACUAUUUCUCUGUUAAACUUUUUAAGAGCUACUUUUAAAUAAGACUUUUACAUAAAGGAGUCGUACUUCAAUGUUUAUAAGUGAAACCAAGGUUUAUUUGUUGUCAUUUGAAGCGUUAUUUUAAUGAUUUUCUUCACAUUUUUUUCUACUGUUGCUAUGGCUACCCUAGUAGGUGAGUAACUUUCCUAGACGAUUAACAGCUCAAAAAUCUUUGGAAUUGUUUUAUACUAUUUCUUUUGAUAGUGAAGAUGAAUUAUCUUUAGAUCUAUUGCAUGAUUCCGAUAGUAGUAGUUUUAGAGCAUUUGAGUCAUAGAAGUGAAGAUGAGGUAUGCGAACAAUCAUAGGUUUUGGAGAAAAAAUGGAUUAGCAUAUAAUGUUUUCACAUUUUAUGGUUCUUUUCUCUUACUAAUUUUAUUUAAACUGAAGAAAUAAGUUUACAAACAUAUAGCCCUUUCAAUUAUCUUUCAUUUGAUACCAAGAUUAGUCUUAUAAACAACAAAAUAAUAUUUUAAAUAUUUUUUCAUAAACCCAACCUCUUACCCCUUAUUGCUCUUUGAAAAAAAAUGUACAUUUUUUCUAUUAAAAAAUUCCGCAGCAAAAGAGUUCAAAGAUUUUUUAUUAGAUCUUGUGACAAAAAUUAACAUUUUUACAGUUAAAAAUUAAUAGAGGAUAUGUGGGAAGCCUUAGAUCUUCAAUAAGAAAACUUGAUUGUAUGCUCAGAGCGUCACAGCAAAAGUAUCUCUAAACUCAUUCAAAAUAAUAAUACCUUCCUUAUGAUUAUGUCAGCCAGUUGAAUUUAUCUUGUCCUAAUUUUGCACUCAAGGUUUCAAAAGCUUGCACCUCCAUCUGCCAGUGGGUCGGCGCCAUGUACAAAUACCACUUUGUGGCCAUCACGGUCGGGCCCAAGAGGGAGAAGCUGAAGCUGGCCAUGGAGGAGCUAGCUGCCACGGAGAAAGUCCUGGCAGACGCCAAGAAGAUGCUGUAUGACGUUGAGACUGGCGUGGCCAGGCUUCAGAAGAAGUACAAUGACAGCAUGAACAAGAAGAGGGUGCUGGAGGACAAGUGUAAACUCUGUGAGAGUCGCCUGGAUCGGGCCGACAAGGUCAGCUCUGAGCUUCUGGUGACACCUUAGGAUAGUAUUAAUUGUCAGGCAUGGGCUGGUGGGUAGUCUGUAGCACUGAGAUACUACAUCAGGUAUAAAAAACAUAAACCUACACCUGAAUGUUUUACAGAUGACCUUUGCACUUUGUUCUUGACAGGACUUUUUUUCUUGGUCACCAAGUUCUGAUUUGUAAAAAUAGUUUUCAUCCAAUGAAUUUAGAACAAUUUAUAAAUCCAUUUGAGAAAAGGGAUAGAGAUGUCAUUUACAAUUUUAUUGGACAUCAUGUGCUGGCAUGGCAUUAAAAAAAUAAACAGCUUUAAGAAUGUCACAUGACUUAAGGGACGAAAAGAAGUAGGAAAAUAUAGUGAAUAGGUAUUUCUGACGGUUAGAAUACUGCCUGCGGGGGUCCCAGAUCUCUUUAUGAUGGCACCAAGAAGUUAUGGUCACCACCAUCAUCACUGGCACUGUAGGUUAGAAUACUGCCUGCGGGGGUCCCAGAUCUCUUUAUGAUGACACCAAGAAGUUAUGUUCACCACCAUCAUCACUGGCACUGUAGGUUAGAAUACUGCCUGCGGGGGUCCCAGAUCUCUUUAUGAUGACACCAAGAAGUUAUGUUCACCACCAUCAUCACUGGCACUGUAGGUUAGAAUACUGCCUGCGGGGGUCCCAGAUCUCUUUAUGAUGACACCAAGAAGUUAUGUUCACCACCAUCAUCACUGGCACUGUAGCCCAUGGGAAGCUCCGGCCCUCUUCACAACAUCCUUUCUUGUCCAUGAAUGGGCCCAGCGCUGAUAUGAGUCAUCCGCCUUCACAUCAUCUGUCCGUCUCUUUCUGAGUAUGUGUAUUAGAAUAUUUGCUUUCCGCUGCCCAUAGCUAUUACAGUUUGUUCCUUUAUUUGGCUUUUCUCAACAGUUGAUCAACAGUUUAGCAGAUGAGAAAGACAGAUGGGGCGACUCUAUCAGCAAUUAUGAGAGGCUGAUUUUUAAUGUCUCUGGAGAUGUGCUGAUAUCUGCUGCUUUUGUUGCUUACCUCGGACCUUUCACA